Aegilops tauschii subsp. strangulata is the source of this 1604-nucleotide messenger RNA. RefSeq names its product elongation factor 1-gamma 2. Gene Ontology annotation, molecular function: glutathione transferase activity; translation elongation factor activity. NCBI's taxonomy places the organism in Eukaryota, Viridiplantae, Streptophyta, Magnoliopsida, Poales, Poaceae. Gene Ontology annotation, biological process: translational elongation. The record is from RefSeq and is a predicted model, not a curated record.
CCGCAACCCUAGAAAGCCCCGGAGCUCCCUCUCCCCUCCCCACUCCCCUGCGCCGCCAUAAAGCCGCGCCCCCGUCCCCUUUCUAAACCCCUCUCCUCCCCACCCUCGCCCGCUGAGGUUUCCGCCGCGAUCUCGUCUCGAUCCGCACUCUCUAUCUGAGAUUUGGAAUCGGGCGAGGCCUGCAGCUCCUGCCGACAUGGCGCUCGUUUUGCAUUCGGGCAGUGGCAACAAGAAUGCCUUCAAGGCACUUAUUGCUGCAGAGUACUGUGGGGUCAAGGUUGAGCUGACCAAGAACUUUGAGAUGGGUGUCUCAAACAAAACCCCUGAAUUCAUCAAGAUGAAUCCCCUUGGCAAGGUUCCUGUUCUUGAGACUCCUGAUGGUGCUGUUUUUGAGAGCAAUGCUAUUGCACGCUAUGUUGCUCGCUCAAAGGGUGACAACCUGCUUUGGGGUGGUUCUCUUAUUGAAUAUGCGCGUGUUGAGCAAUGGAUGGACUUUGGUGCCACAGAGGUUGAUCCCAAUAUCGCAAGGUGGCUGUACCCAAGGCUUGGUUAUAUGCCUUACAAUGCCCAGUCUGAGGAAUUCGGCAUUGCUGGAUUGAAGAGGGCCCUUGAAGCAUUGAACACACACCUGGCAUCAAACACAUUCCUUGUUGGGCAUUCUGUCACUCUGGCUGAUAUUGUCAUGACAUGCAACCUCUACCAUGGUUUUGCUCGGAUCUUGACCAAGACUUUCACAUCUGAGUUCCCUCAUGUUGAGAGGUACUUCUGGACCAUGGUUAACCAGCCUAACUUCAAGAAGGUCAUUGGCGAUUUCAAGCAGGCAGAGGUUGUACCUCCUGUUCAGAAGAAGGCUGCUCCUGCUAAACCAAAGGAGGCCAAGAAAGAGGCUCCCAAGGCGGCCCCAAAGCCAGCAGAGGUUGAGGCACCAGAGGAAGAGGCACCAAAGCCAAAGCCCAAAAAUCCCCUUGAUCUACUGCCACCAAGCAAGAUGGUACUUGAUGACUGGAAGAGGCUAUACUCAAACACUAAGAGCAACUUCCAUGAUGUUGCUGUUAAAGGUUUCUGGGAGAUGUAUGACCCAGAGGGCUACUCUCUCUGGUUCUGUGACUACAAGUACCAGGAAGAGAACACCGUGUCCUACGUGACCCUGAACAAGGUCGGCGGGUUCCUGCAGCGGAUGGAUCUGUGCCGCAAGUACGCUUUUGGCAAGAUGCUCGUGAUUGGUUCUGAGGCGCCCUUCAAAGUCAAGGGGCUGUGGCUCUUCCGUGGGCAGGACAUCCCUGAGUUCGUCAUGAAUGAGGUCUAUGACAUGGAGCUCUACGAGUGGACUAAGGUUGACCUCUCCGACGAGGCCCAGAAGAAGCGUGUCGAGGCCAUGAUCGAGGACCUUGAGCCGUUUGAGGGGCAGGCCUUGCUGGACGCCAAGUGCUUCAAGUAAGCGAACAGUGCCUGGGAUCGUGAUGGCGGUGGCAAAGAAACUAUCUAGGACUUGAAAUUCAGUGUCGAAACAGUUGGUCUUUUUUUGGAAGAGUUUGCUUGUUACUUAAUGGCUAUUUGACCUGGUGAACUAGUUAAUUUUGUGCUAUGCUAAGAGUUUUUGGGUA